Molecule: messenger RNA, 1108 nt
Organism: Drosophila eugracilis
Lineage: Eukaryota; Metazoa; Arthropoda; Insecta; Diptera; Drosophilidae
Gene: Ublcp1
Product: ubiquitin-like domain-containing CTD phosphatase 1
Exons: 2
Coding region: 76-1038 (320 amino acids)
Biological process (GO): protein dephosphorylation
Cellular component (GO): nucleus
Molecular function (GO): protein binding; protein serine/threonine phosphatase activity
Source: RefSeq, a predicted model, not a curated record
GCUCGACACUCCAAGCUGUUUAUUUGGUCUCCAAAAAGAUAAAUCAUAGAUUUUAAGAAAAAUUAUUGAUGGAAGAUGGAGGUUAAGGAGUUGGUAGUGAUUGUUAAAUGGAGCGGCAAAGAGUACAAGGUGGACCUCACUGACCAGGACACAGUGGAGGUGCUGCGUCACGAAAUCUUCCGCAAGACACAAGUUCGUCCGGAACGGCAAAAGCUGCUCAACUUAAAAUACAAAGGAAAGACAGCCGCCGACAAUGUAAAGAUCAGCACUUUAGAACUAAAGCCCAAUUUUAAACUUAUGAUGGUUGGCUCCACAGAGGCAGACAUUGAGGAUGCCUGCAGCUUGCCUGAUGACAUUGGCGAGGUGGUUGACGAUUUUGAUGACGCAGAGGAACGCGAAGAAUCUGUUGAACACUCUGCAGUUUACUUGGCAAAGGUUCAACGUCGUGUGCGGGACUAUAAAAUAAAAGAGCUUUCGCCGCCGCGAGAAGGUAAGAAGCUACUUGUCCUGGACAUAGACUACACUUUGUUUGAUCACCGAUCGCCUGCUGAAACGGGCACCGAGCUAAUGCGUCCGUAUCUGCACGAGUUCCUGACCUCCGCCUACGAGGACUAUGACAUCGUCAUUUGGUCUGCCACUAGCAUGCGCUGGAUCGAGGAAAAAAUGCGCUUGCUAGGUGUAGCCAGCAACGAGAACUACAAGGUGAUGUUUUACCUAGAUUCAACUGCAAUGAUCUCCGUUCAUGUGCCAGAACGAGGAGUGGUGGAUGUAAAGCCGCUCGGCGUGAUUUGGGCUCUAUACAAACAGUACAGCUCCAGCAACACCAUCAUGUUUGAUGAUAUCCGCCGCAACUUUCUGAUGAAUCCCAAGUCUGGUCUCAAAAUCCGUCCGUUCCGCCAGGCCCAUCUCAACCGAAGUACGGACACUGAGCUACUAAAGUUGUCCGACUACUUGCGCAAGAUUGCCCACCACUGCCCUGAUUUCAACUCUUUGAACCAUCGCAAAUGGGAGCAUUACCAUCCCAAGAAGAACUCCUGAACUCUCCCUCGAUUUCACUUGUUUGUAAGAUCCAUGUAGGUUUAUGUUUAUUAAAUUAAAUUAAGAUGCA